This is a messenger RNA of Bicyclus anynana (squinting bush brown), 790 nucleotides long. RefSeq names its product dolichol-phosphate mannosyltransferase subunit 1 (gene Dpm1). Gene Ontology annotation, biological process: GPI anchor biosynthetic process; protein O-linked glycosylation via mannose. Lineage: Eukaryota; Metazoa; Arthropoda; Insecta; Lepidoptera; Nymphalidae. The coding region runs from base 37 to 786 and encodes 249 amino acids. Gene Ontology annotation, cellular component: endoplasmic reticulum membrane. The record is from RefSeq and is a predicted model, not a curated record. The transcript is spliced from 5 exons. Gene Ontology annotation, molecular function: dolichyl-phosphate beta-D-mannosyltransferase activity.
UAUUUAAAAUUUCGUAAUUUAAUUUGAUUUGACAGCAUGGCUUCCACGGUAGUAGAUUCAGAAAUAACAAAAAGUGAUAAAUAUUCGAUAUUAUUGCCCACUUACAACGAAAGGGAGAAUUUACCGAUCAUAAUAUGGCUUAUAACCAAAUAUUUAGAUAAAAGUGGUUAUGAUUACGAAGUGAUUAUAAUCGACGAUGGAAGUCCUGAUGGUACCCUGGACGUGGCGAAACAGUUGCAAAAGUUGUAUGGAUCGAACAAAAUCGUAUUGCGGCCAAGAGAAAAAAAAUUGGGCUUAGGAACUGCUUACAUACAUGGUAUAAAACAUGCUACCGGGAAUUUUAUAAUCAUUAUGGAUGCCGAUUUAAGCCACCAUCCAAAAUUCAUUCCAAAUUUUAUAGAGCUACAAAAGAAACAUGACCUUGACUUGGUAUCAGGGACUCGGUACAAAGACGGUGGUGGAGUGUAUGGAUGGGAUUUCAAGAGAAAGCUUAUAUCAAGGGGUGCAAACUUCAUAACCCAACUUUUAUUAAGGCCUGGUGCAUCUGAUUUAACAGGAUCUUUUAGACUCUACAAAAAGGAUAUAUUGCAGAAAUUAAUAGACAGCUGUGUAUCCAAAGGAUAUGUUUUUCAAAUGGAAAUGAUAAUAAGAGCAAGGCAACUGGAUUAUACUAUAGGUGAAAUACCAAUAACAUUUGUAGAUCGUGUGUAUGGAGAGUCUAAACUUGGUGGAUCUGAAAUUUUACAAUUUGCUAAAGCAUUAUUGUACUUAUUUGCCACCACAUAACAUA